GAGGAACCUUGACAUUCCCUGUUUGGUGUAGGGAGGCAAGGGAAAUGUUGACAUACACAAACGGUGCAUUUCUGGUCUUUCCUCCCGACUUCAGCGUCACAUUUUGUGACAUACGAUCAGCAGGCUACGAGCUGAAUGGCAGUUUCAGAGGAACUAAAGACGUCGGCAUGUUUCUAAAACUGACGACAAUCUCUUGAUUAACAUCAGCUCAGGGAAAGAGAAGAUAAAAUAUGUACCAUGCCCAAAGAGAAGGGAGCCAAAGGGACAAAGGUGACACUCAAGACUGCAAAAAAAGCAAUACGGAUGACCCCAGAUGGACGGCGCAGACUCACCCUUAGCAACAUGGGAAUAACCAUCUUCCCAAAGUGUCUCCUCAAACUGACCAACGUGGACGAGUUGGACCUCAGCCGCAAUCUGAUACAGAAACUCCCAGAUAACAUCGGGAACUUCUCGUCACUCAGAUGGCUGGAUCUACACAGCAACAAGCUGGAGGCUGUGCCCGAGUCCAUCGGUGAUCUGGUGGGACUGACGCACCUCAACCUCUCUAACAACCGCCUAACCUCUGCAGGUUUACCAUCCACACUAGGUUUUCUCUCCAGCCUGAAGAGUCUCAAUCUGGGCAUGAACCAGCUGGACACCCUGCCUCCUACAAUGGUGGCUCUAGACAGCCUCCAAGAGUUAGCCCUGUUUGAUAACCUCUUUAUCAACCUACCAGAGUUUGUGACAGUCCUACGAAACCUCACUAAGAUAAACGUGAAACGAAAUCCUCUAACAUAUGUUCAAGGGGACGAUCAGGGGAUGGUAAAGGAAAAAUCACAACCAGAGGAAGAUAUGUACCUUGUCCACAAGAGCAGUCUGUGUAGGACAUGCUUUAAGAGAUGUAAAGAGCGGAUGGAGAGGCCUAUAAGAGGAAGAGGAGGAGGAGGAGGAGGAGGAGGAGAAGGAGGUGACAUGAGUGAGGACAAAAGGAUGAGGACUUAUCCAGGUCUGAUGGUGCCAAACUCAGUGGCUAUGGUGAGUCAAGACGUGUGGAGAAUAAGAAAGUUGGAACACAAGUCAAUCAAAUGCUGAUGACAUCAUCUUUACCCCACAUUUUUAAGUCUGCGCUAAAAACUUUAAUAAUAUUUGCACAACAUCUUGCCAUGUCAUGCUAUUGUUUGAUGUAUUUUCCAUUUCAGUUGAAAUAAAAAAGAAUAAAAAGAAAUAAAAAAAGAGUG
Molecule: messenger RNA, 1217 nt
Organism: Scatophagus argus
Lineage: Eukaryota; Metazoa; Chordata; Actinopteri; Scatophagidae
Gene: lrrc18a
Product: leucine rich repeat containing 18a
Exons: 3
Coding region: 238-1071 (277 amino acids)
Molecular function (GO): protein binding
Source: RefSeq, a predicted model, not a curated record